UUUUAUUUCCCCGGUAGCUUUUCUAUCUCUUUUUCUUCUCUCUUCCUUUCUUCAGCCUUUUCCCCUUCGCUCCCUCCUUUUCCCGCUCUCUGCUUUACAGCUUAUCCCCUGCAUAUUCGAAGCCACGAACAUACCUGACUCACUCGGGACAGGUCAGGUACCCACCAGGAAGUCAGCGCUCACCAGGCUAUUUUGUAAAACGGCUGCCCGGUUCUGCUGUUAUUAUAUGAUUUCAGGAAGUCACAUGGGGUCUAAAGUAGUUUUCUUUCUAAGCGUGGCAGAACGUCAGUGGUUUAUUGCUGGAUUCUGGAUCUCAGCUUUUCAUUUGGGCGGGCGGAGCCCUGGACGGUCUGUUCCCUUCCUGGGGUGACGCGAGGCUGUAAGAAGUGUUUUUGGAUCCUGGAAUCUAAGGGUGGGCCCCAUGAAGGCCGGGGCUGGAAGAAGCAUUGCGCUACACCUAGACCUCAGAAUCGAUCCAGAGGCUGUUUAAAAUCAGUCGGUUUCCAGAUCUCCUUUCAGACCUGAGUCGGAAUUUCCGCGGACCCGGGCAGGACAGCAUUUUCACAGCCUGCAGAAGUAAUCAUGGAGCAGAUGGAGAACCAGGACCCGAAAUGCAGCUCCCAACCUACCUGGUUGGGGGUGCAGUGACUUGAAUGAGACAGUCUGCUGGAGCUGCCACAGCUAGCAAGUCUUUGAAGGAGGACUGACACAGAGGAAAGGGUUUGGGUCCAGCUUUCAGAAGAGCUGGGUUCCAUCUGCCUCUAUACUUUCACUACCCUUGUGAAUUUCAGCAAUGAAAAGAAUCUCUCUGAGAUGGGACAGGACCCAAUCCCUGAACUGCCAAAUAAAUUGUGAUGGUGAAAGUAAUUAAUUAAUAAAAAUAAUAUGAAAUCUAAGAAAUUGUUAAAGCUUUCUGAGGCCUGACAUUUUCACUCACAGGAAAAGUGUAGAAUAAGGAGCUUAGUGGAAUGGUUAGUAUUGAGAGGCAGAGUACAACUUUGAAAAAAGCAUUUAUUUACAGGGAGACAAAGAUGAAAUGAACAUAGUUCCUGAUCCUAAAGUGACUUGUUAGCUUAUGGGAGGAGUGUAAGAUGGUCAGAUAGGGUUCAAGGCACGGCAGAGUUGGUACCAUCAAGGAGGUUUCAACCAGGGUUAGACCAGUGGUUCUAAAACUUGCCUACACAUUGGAAUCACUGAGGGGGUUUUAAAAAAUACUAAGGCCAACCCAAGGGAUACUGAUUCAGUUGGUUUUGGCCAUGGCCUACACAUAUGGAUAGUAAAAACUCCCCAGGUGGUUCUAAUAAGCAGCCGAAAUUGAGGACCACAGGCUAGAUGUUCCAAAGACCAAGAGAUGUGUAUUGGCAAUAAGGCACAAUUUUUAGUAGAAGGAAGCUUUAAAGGUGGCAUUAUUGUUAUUAUAUUAUUAUUGAGAUAUAGUUCAUAUAUCACAUAAUUCUUUUUUUUAAAGCAUACAGUUAGGUUGGUUUUAGUAUGAUCCCAAGGUUGUGCCACCCUCCCCACCAUCUGUUUGGGAUGAUCUUGUAGCAUGUGCAGUUCUGAUGGGUUGGAAGGCAGAGGAGAAUAAUCCAUGGGAGGGUGAUGCAGAAGCAGUGGCAUCCUGGUGGGACAAAGUAAGGAGAUGGGCCACUUUUACUGCAACCCAGGGAAGAUAUCACCAGAGAAGUGGGGGGUGAUACCAGACAGCUGGUUGUGGCAGCUGGGGCAUCAGUGAGGGAGCAGAGGCAUUAUGUGUUAUAUCUGCAGACGGGGCAGCUGUGGAUGGCUUGGGCAUCACGGUUAUAACUGGGGACAGGUACAGGUUUAGGAGACCUUUGCGGUUCUCUAGGCUGAAGUAGAUGAAAGCCUGGACUAAGGUAGCUGCUGUGGGAUGGAACAGGGGUUGGGGAAGCUGAUGGUGAGUCCAAGAAAGGCAGGGGGAAAGGGAUCAGAGGGGACCAAGCUGGUGGUGUUGCCAGAGAACUAGGGGGACAGGGAGAGGCUGGUGUGCUGGGAGGUGUAGAGUCUGCUUGUAGACCUGCUGGAUUUGAGGGGCAGGUGGCCCCAGAGGUGCAGAUGUCCUGAGGCAGGUUGGAAAGGGUGUCUGGAGAGAGGUUGGCGCUGGAGUGGAUCAUGGGGAGUGGCCUCACUGGGCUUGUGAUCCCUGUCCCCUCCCCGCGGUUCCUGCCCCGCCCCCGUGGCUGAGUCAGUGGCUGCAAGUUAGGCUCCCAGCCCGGCCGGGAGGCGUGCUUUCAGGGUAACUUGUGGAGUUGCUCAGGACUGCCGCACUGAGCGCUCCGUCCCGGCGCCUUCUGUUGCUGUGCUGCAGCCUCCGGGAGGCUGGAAAAGUCUAGGCCAUGCGGCUUCUCCGUGUCCUGAUGUUUCUAUUCGAUGUUACCCUUCUUCCACUCCUAGGUUUCACAGCCGAAAGCAGUCUCACCUGCACUCCGUCCUCCCCAGGAUUGCACAGUCUCCAUUACAGUCUCACAGUGCUGUGGCAGGAUGGGUUUGUGCAGCCGAGCUUUUCAGCUGAGGGACGCUUGGAUGGUCAGGCCUUCCUGCACUAUGACCGCGGGAAGGGCAGGGCAGAGCCCCAGGGACCGUGGGCAGAAGACUUUGCAGCUGAGAUGUGGGACACAGAAAUCAAGGACUUGACAGAGAACGGAAGGGACCUCAGACAACUUCUGGCAGAAACAAUGUCCCUGCAGGAGGAUAAAGGAGGCUUGCAUUCCCUGCAGGAGACUGUGGGCUGUGAAAUCCGAGAAGAUGGCCAGGCCAGGGGCUUCAGAAGUAUCUGCUAUGAUGGGAAGCUCUUCCUCUCCUGUCACCCGGAGACCCAUGGAUGUAGAGUGCCCCAGUCCCUGGAUCAGACCUUGGCCAUGAAAAUCAAGAAGUCCUGGGACACAGAUGGCUUUCAAAGCAAGCAUUACUGGGCCCAUGUGCAGGGAGAGCUUUGUGCAAGACUGCGGAGCUACGUGGAGUCCCGCAUGGGCUUCACGGACAGAACAGUGGCCUGGCUUCAGGAUGAGGACCCCGUGAGCCAGGAUGCCCAGCAGUCUGGGGGUGUCCUGCCUGAUGGGAACGGGACUUACUGGACCUGGGUGACCGUAAAUAUUCCCCAAGGAGAGGAGCAGAGGUUCACGUGCCACGUGGACCACAGCGGGAAUCACAGUGCACACCCUGUGUCCUCUGGAAAUACCCUGAUGCAUUGGAGCCCAUGGCUGACCCUGGCUGCUGUUGUGGUUUGUAUUUUCAUCAUGUUUUGAUCCAAGAAGACGACGACAUCAGCUGUGGAGAGCCCAGAGCACAUUAGCCUACAAGACCUGGCUCCACACCACCGUAGUAGCCUCACAACUGGAAUUUAAGUCUUUGUAGUCAGAUCUAAUUCAACUGCGGGAGCUUAGACUCUGCACCUGGGAGGCCUAAGUUCAGCUCCCCACUCUGGUCUGACUGGAACUUUCCCUCUUGAUACCUCAGUUUCCUCAUCCACAAAAUGAGAAAAACAGUGUUUAUUUCCAAGUGAGGUUCAUAGGACUAAAACUGGAAUAUAUAUGAGGUGCUUCCAGCUGCUCCACACUAUUUAACACUAUUCUUAUUAUAUUAGAGUAAUAUAUUAAAUGGACUGGUUAUAUUAUUAUAAAUAAGAUUUAUCUGUAAAUUCCUUCAUUGCGGCUCCUCCUGAGGAGACUUAUUAUAGGUUUCUGGAAACCUGAUGUUCCCUUCACCCCCGUCGCGCUCGUAUAUGCAUUACUUCACUCUGCAGUAUCUUUAUAAUUUCACAUUAUAAGUUUUAAUGUUCUUUAAACACA
Molecule: messenger RNA, 3806 nt
Organism: Camelus dromedarius (Arabian camel)
Lineage: Eukaryota; Metazoa; Chordata; Mammalia; Artiodactyla; Camelidae
Product: MHC class I polypeptide-related sequence B
Exons: 7
Coding region: 2355-3263 (302 amino acids)
Biological process (GO): antigen processing and presentation of endogenous peptide antigen via MHC class Ib; immune response; antigen processing and presentation of endogenous peptide antigen via MHC class I via ER pathway, TAP-independent
Cellular component (GO): external side of plasma membrane
Molecular function (GO): signaling receptor binding; peptide antigen binding
Source: RefSeq, a predicted model, not a curated record